Messenger RNA from Vanessa atalanta (red admiral), 1356 nucleotides. RefSeq names its product ceramide synthase 6-like. The coding region runs from base 135 to 1241 and encodes 368 amino acids. The transcript is spliced from 8 exons. Gene Ontology annotation, cellular component: membrane. NCBI's taxonomy places the organism in Eukaryota, Metazoa, Arthropoda, Insecta, Lepidoptera, Nymphalidae. Gene Ontology annotation, biological process: ceramide biosynthetic process. The record is from RefSeq and is a predicted model, not a curated record. Gene Ontology annotation, molecular function: sphingosine N-acyltransferase activity; DNA binding.
CCCGCACUCCGCGCUCCGUCCGUCAUUAAAUCAAAUUAGUAGCAGUCGAUGGAUAGAAAUUGGAUUUAUCGUUGAAUUCUAGUAUAUUAAUACUAGAUUUAGUGAUCUUGUUUACAUUAGUGAUUAAUAGCGAAAUGCUGCGGCCGCUUAUAGACGCGUUUUGGAAUGAAGAUGUGUGGCUACCACCUAAUUCUACAUGGGCCGACCUCGCGCCCCGGCCUGAUAAGGCUGUAAUUUAUACCGACCAUCGGCAUGUCUUCUUCCCAAUACCGUUAGCACUGCUUUUCAUAACUAUUCGUUAUGUACUAGAAAGAUAUGUAUACUCUCCGUUUGGAAGGUACCUAGGGAUUAAAGGCACGAAACCUAAGAAGCCCCCACCGAAUCCUAAACUAGAAGCAGCGUAUAAAGCCUCCCCUCGUACGAAACAGCAGCUAUGCGCCCUAGCGAAACAAUUAGAUAUGACAGAGCGACAGGUGGAGCGGUGGUGGCGCCUCCGUCGCUGUCAGGACAAGCCAUCGACCCUUGUGAAGUUCUGCGAGAAUGCCUUCAAGUUCAGCUUCUACGUAUGCAACUUCGUGUUCGGCCUUUACAUACUUUGGGACAAGGAGUGGUUGUGGGACAUUGACCAGUGCUAUAUUGGGUAUCCUCAUCAGGGUUUAACAAACGACGUGUGGUGGUAUUAUAUGAUAUCAGCAGCGUUCUACUGGUCGCUGACGCUGUCGCAGUUCUGGGACGUGAGACGCAAAGACUUCUGGCAGAUGUUCGUGCACCAUAUCGCCACCAUCGCGCUGCUGUCCUUCAGCUGGGUCUGCAACCUGCAUCGUAUCGGCACCCUCGUUCUGUUAUUGCACGAUUGUGCUGAUAUAUUUGUUGAGGCGGUGAAGGCAGCCAAAUACGCCCGCUAUCAGAAGACUUGCGACACAAUGUUCUUGGGCCUGAUCGUGUCUUGGAUCAGCACUAGAGUUGGCAUCUUUCCGUUCUACAUUAUUUGGAGUACAUCGAUCCGGGCUCCUAUGCUGCUGCCAAUGUUCCCCGCCUACUACAUCUUCAACUCGUUGCUCUGCCUGCUAUUAGUUCUGCAUAUUGUGUGGACGUGCCUUAUAUUGCAGAUCGCAUAUAACACUAUCAAGGCUGGCCAGAUGGAAGGUGACAUAAGAAGUUCAAGUUCCGAACUCAGUGACAGUCCGAAUCAUUCUAAUCACAGUUCGCCCUCGCGGGCCAAUAAUAAAAAACACACAUAAAUAUAACAUUAGCGGAACAUGCAAGUCUAUAGCUCCUCGCUGGAUCUCGGGUAAUAUGUCUGCUAUUUUUAGAUGUAUUAUAUACAAAUAAGCAAAUUUAAAUAUUGUAUUACGA